Messenger RNA from Paramecium octaurelia, 597 nucleotides. Lineage: Eukaryota; Ciliophora; Oligohymenophorea; Peniculida; Parameciidae. The record is from the annotation of a GenBank genome assembly.
AUCACAUAAAAUGCAUGGUGAUAUUAUCAAGUAGUUAUGCCAUAUUACGUUAUGCAAGACUUGUAACAUAUCGCAGUACUUUAGCAACCUAAGCAUGAAUGAGGUGUUAGUCCUUCAGUUUAGAUGGAAUACAUCUUCCAAAGUUGAACAAGUUUUGUCUAGAACUUCUUUUUGUACAAGGAUUACAACAGAUAAAAUACCAAAUUUGUAAUAGUUGAUAUUUAGAACUAGGAAUUGCCAUUGCUUUUAUCAUCUCAUAUUAAAUGGAUAAUAAGUUGAAAGGAUAAGAAUGGCAUUCCUUGAGUAAUUUUACUAUGGAUUUCUAUAUGCUUGCUCACAACUUGGAAGCUAUAAUCACAAAUUGUGUCCAUAGCUUAUACACUUACUAACAUUUUAAAAAUUGUGUUUAGAUGGAUACUCAUGUAAAAAAUAUUUCAUAUAAAUGCUUAGAUAAUUUAUGAACAAAUUUUAAGAAAUAAAACAAUACUUACGAAUAGUUUUAAGAAGUCAAUAUUGCCUUUGAUACGGUUUGACAUAUAAUUGGCAAUGUUGUAUUGCUAUAAUCUAACAAUCAUAUUCAUUAAACUUAUCCUUUUG